Aspergillus terreus NIH2624 is the source of this 1947-nucleotide messenger RNA. RefSeq names its product FAD binding domain protein. The transcript has 3 exons. The record is from RefSeq and is a predicted model, not a curated record. NCBI's taxonomy places the organism in Eukaryota, Fungi, Ascomycota, Eurotiomycetes, Eurotiales, Aspergillaceae. Gene Ontology annotation, biological process: homocysteine metabolic process. The coding region runs from base 1 to 1947 and encodes 648 amino acids. Gene Ontology annotation, molecular function: [methionine synthase] reductase (NADPH) activity; flavin adenine dinucleotide binding; FMN binding. Gene Ontology annotation, cellular component: cytosol.
AUGGUCCACGCAGUACAUUCACCACCGUCGAGGCCCAUGAGCACAAACUCCUGGUCCUCGACCUCCGUCGCACCCGCCGACAGAGCCAUUCCCGUGUCGUCCACCUCGCACCCAGACAAUCCCGUGCCCGAGGAACCCCGUGGUGUACGCUCCUUGUCCGUGACCGACACCACCUUUAGCACUUCCUCUCCCUCAUCACACGAUACCGAGACCACCGUUGGUUCAGAGACUCCGUCCACGGAACUGACGGAGCCCCAAUCCGAUGUCGACAACGUUUCCCGGAAGCCUUCCGAGGCAGACAAUGGAGCGGCCCACAGACGUCGAGCAUCCACGGUGCUCAUCUCGCAGAACUCCGAUGACAUGAGACGGGUAUUGGAGUCGGUGGGCAGUGCCGGUACGCAAAAGAUCCAGCCGCUCUGCUGUGGCGGUGGUUGCUGCAAGAGUCAGCCUCUGGGCAAGUUCCCCGUCACCGGCGUCAACGUCGUCACGCCUCCGGAUAACAAGGCCUACAACGACCUCAACCUGAAUGUAGAACUCCUCACUUUGGAAAGCGAGCUCACCGGUGUGGAGGAGCUCCCGGAGAAGACCGUGUCCUUCUCGAGCAUUCCGGCCUCGGCCGUGGAUAUGGAGCUGGGUCCGGCCGACCACCCGCCGCCGUUCGUGCAGCCCCAUCCGCCAUACCAUGUGUAUCGUGCGCCUCUGCAUCAUGCACGUGAGCUCACCAAGCCUGGUGCGGAGAAGCGCACAUAUCACUUUGAUAUUGAUGUGACCGACUACCCGGCCGAGAGCGGCAUGGUCGACUUUGUCGUGGGUGGGGCCAUCGGCGUGUGCCCCAAGAACAAGGAGGAAGAGGUUGAGGACAUCCUCAACCAGCUCGGCAUUCCCAAGUCGAUUCGCGACAAGAAGGUCUCGGUGCGGACCACCAAAGGCCGCUGGCCGACCAUCUGGGGAGAUGACCAGGCGCGCGAGCUGAUCACUACUCGCCGAGAGCUCCUGAGCUGGUGCUCCGAUAUCCAGAGUUACGCACCCUCCAAGAGUCUCUUCCGACUGCUCGCCGAGUACGCGAGUGAACCCAGCGAGAAGAAGAUCCUUCUCUUCCUGUCCUCCGCCCAAGGCCAAGGAGCCUUCUGCGAUCUCCGCACGGCCUCCCACGUCACCGUGUCCCAGCUCCUGCACGCCUUCCCCUCAACGCAUCCCCCGUUGGACCACCUUCUCUCCGUCCUGAACACCUUGAUGCCGCGUUUCUACUCCCUGUCCCAAGACCCGCUCCUCUCCUGCUCCCGGAAGGGCACCGGUUGCCGCCGCUUGGUUGAGGUGGCCGUCUCGGUCGCCGAAUCCAAGGAUUGGAAGGGCGGAUGGCGCACCGGCGUGGGUUCCGGUUACCUGGAAUCGUUGGCUCGUAAGCUCAUUGACGCGGAGCAAAAGGGCAUUGAUCCCAAGACCCUCGACCUCCAUGUCCCUAUGUUCCGGGGUCUCAUGGCCAAUCCUCUGGCCAAGCGUUUUGCAUCCGACGGCCCUAUGCUUCUUAUUGGCGCCGGUGUUGGCAUCGCUCCCUUCCGUGGAUUCGUCCAGCGUCGGCUGCAGUCUGCCAACUGCGCCAACAAGGUCUGGGUGCUUCAAGGGGUGCGUGACUCCCUGCUGGACGAGCUCUACCGCGGCGAGUGGGGCGUGGAAGAGGAAAAGGUGCGCACGGUGGUGCAGAGUCGUCGUGGUGAGAGUAAGUACGUUCAGGAAGAAGUCCGACACCAGGCCGAUCUGGUCUGGUUCGUGAUCAACGCUCUGGACGGUCGUGUCUUUGUCUGUGGCAGCGGCAAGGGCAUGGGCGAUGGCGUCGAACAAGCUCUGGUGGAUGUGGCCAUGGCCAAGGGGAACCUCAACGAGGAGGAGGCCAAGUUGUUCUGGGAAAACAAGAAGGAAGCUGGACAAUACAUUGCUGAAACCUGGUAA